UGGAGCAGCUUCAUGCUGCCUUGCUGGGUGAAACAUUGCUAAUGGAAAGAAAGCCUUAUAAGAUCCAGCUGGUCAAAACACACCUAAAUGCAGCAUAAUGCCUUCAAAAGUGUCAUGUUUAUACCUAUUGACAGUGGUCUGCUGGGCGAGCGCUCUGUGGUACUUGAGUAUAUCUCGCCCAACCUCCACUUAUGUUGGCCACAUGUCUGUGCCUAUGCGUAAGACUGCAAAAACCCCCAAAAACAUCACCUUCACCAACAUUCACACCCGCACCCUUAACCCACAUGCCUUUGAAUUUGUCAUCAAUGAGCCGAAGAAGUGCGAAAGUGCCGCUCCCUUCCUGGUCAUCCUCAUCAGCACCACGCACAAGGAGUUUGAUGCGCGGCAGGCCAUCAGGGAGACCUGGGGGGAUGAGAGCACAUUCACCGACAUCCGCAUCCUCACCAUCUUUCUGCUGGGCAGGAACACGGACCCCGUCCUGAACCAGAUGGUGGAGCAGGAGAGCCAGAUCUUCCAUGACAUUGUGGUGGAGAACUUUAUUGAUUCUUACCACAACCUCACCCUCAAGACCAUGAUGGGCAUGCGCUGGGUAGCUACCUUCUGCCCCAAAGCACAGUAUGUCAUGAAGACGGACAGCGACAUCUUUGUCAACAUGGACAAUCUAAUCUACAAGCUCCUGAAGCCCACCACCAAGCCAAGACGGAGAUAUUUUACUGGCUAUGUUAUAAACGGCGGUCCCAUACGGGAUAUGCGCAGUAAGUGGUACAUGUCUAGGGACUUGUAUCCUGACAGUAAAUACCCACCGUUCUGCUCGGGCACUGGCUAUGUGUUCUCAGCAGACGUUGCAGACCUAAUCUUCAAGACUUCAUUGCACACGAGACUGUUGCACCUGGAGGAUGUGUAUGUGGGACUGUGUUUGCGUAAGCUGGGUAUACACCCAUAUCAGAACAGUGGUUUUAAUCACUGGAAAAUGGCCUACAGUCUGUGCAGGUACAGACGGGUCAUUACCGUGCACCAGAUCUCCCCUGAGGAGAUGCACCGCAUUUGGAACGACAUGUCCAGCAAGAAGCACCUGCGAUGUUAGAGGACAUGAGGCCCACUGGACAACUCUUUUUUUUAUUUCUUUUUCUUUUUGCCUUUUUCUCCUUUUCAGACUUCAUCACACUGAGUAAUGUAAAAAUAUUGAGGGCUGCUGCAAGUCUCUACAUCAUGACACGUUUUCAUUAACAUCCAUCUAUGUCUAUUUCUGCUGAUUACGCCUCAUGAUUGUUAAUGAAUGCACGAGGCUUGUAAAGCGCAUAUUCUCAUGCAUAAUUAAAAUGUGGUGUUUGUUACUGAAAGUAAUUUUGUUCAUGUAUUCCAGGUAUACAUCUAAGCAGAAUAUUCUUCAUCAUAAGCAUUAAGUCAAUCAGUAUUAAAGGAUCAGUGUGUAGGAUUUAGGGGCAUCUAGUCGUGAGGAUUGCAGAUUACAAACAACUGAAGCUUUUCCCAUGUGCUAAGCGUGAGCUCCUGGUUAGUAUUUCUUCAGUGUUCAUUGCUGAGGACAUUUUUACCAGGAGCCAAACUGUCCUCUCCAAAACUAAUGUACCAGAGGUCUCAUUUAUCAACACUGCACAUAAACAUUACAUGUACAAAAUGAGGCCUGAAAGAGGCAUACGCCACUUCCCAUGCAAAAGUUGUGAUCUAU
Messenger RNA from Epinephelus lanceolatus (giant grouper), 1687 nucleotides. The record is from RefSeq and is a predicted model, not a curated record. NCBI's taxonomy places the organism in Eukaryota, Metazoa, Chordata, Actinopteri, Perciformes, Serranidae.